Messenger RNA from Electrophorus electricus (electric eel), 3058 nucleotides. RefSeq names its product Rab geranylgeranyltransferase subunit alpha (gene rabggta). Gene Ontology annotation, molecular function: zinc ion binding; Rab geranylgeranyltransferase activity; protein binding. The record is from RefSeq and is a predicted model, not a curated record. Lineage: Eukaryota; Metazoa; Chordata; Actinopteri; Gymnotiformes; Gymnotidae. Gene Ontology annotation, biological process: protein geranylgeranylation. Gene Ontology annotation, cellular component: cytoplasm; Rab-protein geranylgeranyltransferase complex.
GGAAGUGAGAUUUGUAGUACUCUACCUACGACGUCAACUUUGCUUCGAGAGCAAACUGCAUCGUUCAAGCUCUUAUUGUCAGUUUAUUUUCCCCUUCCUGCGAUCGGAAAACGUUGAUCGGCAAAAGGCGCUCUCGGUCAGCAGGGCCUGUCUGUCUCUUGGUUAAACAAGGAUUACGUUCGACUGUCUUCUGCGGUAGACCAUGCACGGCCGAGUGAAAGUAAAGUCCACUGCUCAGCAGGAGGAGGAGAAGAGGAAAGAGAGGGAGAAGAAGUUAAAAGUGUACCUGUCCGCUCGUGACGCCGUCUUCAGCAAGAAAAGCAACGGUGUUCUGGAUGAAGAAGCGCUACAGCUCACCCAGCAGCUCUUGUCUUCGAAUCCCGACUUCGCCACCCUGUGGAACUUCAGGAGAGAGAUUCUGCUUCACCUGGAAACUGUAAAAGAGGAGGAAGAGAUGCAGAAGCUGUAUGAGCUGGAGCUCCUCUUCACGGAGUCCUGCCUGAAAGUCAACCCCAAGUCAUAUGGCAGCUGGCACCACCGCGGCUGGGUGUCGUCGCGCCUGCCGAGGCCUGACUGGCCACGCGAGCUCAGCCUGUGUGACCGCUGCCUCAGCGUGGAUGAACGCAACUUCCACUGCUGGGACUACCGUCGCUUCGUGGUGAAAGCAUCCGGCGUUCCCGUGUCCCAGGAGCUGCGGUUCACAGACCGUCUGAUUGGCUCUAACUUCUCCAACUACUCCAGCUGGCACUACCGGAGCACUCUGCUGCCUUUGCUGCAGCCAGGGACCCCCUCGCCCUGCCGGAAGCCCGCGCACGUGUCGCCCACUGCCUCGCCACAGACGCACGGCCACCGAGUGUGUGAAGAGCAGCUACUUAAGGAAUAUGAGCUGGUGCAGAAUGCCUUCUUCACUGACCCUAAUGACCAGAGUGCCUGGUUCUACUACCGCUGGCUCCUUGGAAGAGCUGAGCGGGAGGAGAUGAUCAGCUGUGUGUACGUGAGCAGGGAAGGCGAGAGAGUAACCGUGGCCUUCUCCAAGCUUGUCAACGCUCCUGCUGAGGGGCUCGUGUUGGUGUUGGAUGGUCAGCCGCAGCAGGUGGAGUGGAGGAGCGUUCACCCUCUGUUCCGUCACAGUCCUGUCUGGCUGUGUGAGCUUCCUCCUGGCUCUAUUAGCGACAUAAACAAUGAGCACAACCUGACAGUGCAUUGGACUGAGAAACACACUCACAGAGAUUGUGCCCUCUAUACAGGUCGGCUUGAGAGUUGGUGCCGUGAUUCUGCAACUGACCAGGAGCUCUUCAGGAGUGAACUGUCUAUAGAGAAGACCUCAGUUCUGCAGUCUGAACUCCAGUCCUGCGGUCAGCUCCUGGAGCUGGAACCUCAAAACAAAUGGUGUCUCUUGACCACGAUCCUACUGAUGAGAGCUCUGGAUCCCUUGGGCCAUGAGAGGGAGACCCUUGCUCAUUUCCAAACUCUGAAGGAAGUGGACCCCAUGCGUAGCUCCUACUACAGUGAUUUGUGCAGUAAGUUUAUGAUUGAGAACACUAUUCUAAAGAUGGAGUACGCAGAGGUGCGCGUCUUCAGUCUCUCUGACAAGAACCUGAGUACCCUUUGUCACCUGGAUCAACUGCUAUUGGUCACUCAUAUCAAUCUGUCAUCCAAUCAGCUUCUGAAGCUGCCGCCACAGUUUGCCAUGUUGCAUUGUCUCAAGGUGCUGGAGGCUGACAAUAAUGCCAUCGAGAAUCUGGAAGGGCUAUACCAGCUGCCCAAGCUAGAGGAUGUGUCUUUAAGAAACAAUCAUAUCUCUAAACUCUCUACAUUGGAACCCCUCGUAUCCUGUCCAAAACUCAUCAGACUGGAUCUCCGUGGCAACCCUAUCACCAAGACUGCCAAUAUCCAGGCAGAACUGGCUCAGCUGUUACCAUCGGUUACUGAUCUUUUGAUUUGAUGGGUCUAAGGACGGCGUGUGUCUGUGUGUGUUUGUGUUUUUUCGUCUCAUGUUGUCUAUUUAUUCCAGUGUAUGGGACUCAUUAGAACCUGAAGCUGGUUUUAACACUGUAAACUUGCACUGGGCUCAAAGAGACUUCAGAUUGUGUGGGUGUGGCCCUUUGGGUGUGUGCCCUUUAGUGUUCAUGUUUCAUUUUCAUUUGUCAACUGCAUGCUGAUAGAUAGAAGAUAAUAUUUUGUGUGUGUGUUUGUAUGCGCUUGGCACAUGCACAUAUGUAUCUGUGUGUCUAAAGUGGUUUUCAUUUAAAUUUAUGAAGAUACUGUAUGUGAAUCCUAACAGUCUUUCUGAUGGUAAUGGCAGAGUGUAAGAUUAAUGAAAUGUAUUUUCAUUUUAUGGAUUCGGCAAACAUCUUGGAUAAAGGUCUUCAAGUCUGCACUUUAAAUCCAAAGUCUGCUCCUGGAUUUUGUAAUCACUGAUUGUUUUACUGCAGAUUUUCCACUUUAACCAGUCUGAUACGGCCAAUCUUGUUCGUCAACUGUCGAAUGACCAGUGACAAAAUUCAGGACCAGAAACUGGAUGCGGAGUCCUGAACAGAAAAGCUCUGAUGUCAGCUAAGCUUCUAGUACAGGCCAACGUGCCUCCAUACAAUCUAAAAGUCCCUGUAGUCUGCCAGCUGCCACCGCAGCCUACAGGUACAGCAGGUUACGUGUCGUGUGUUGUUUCCUGCUGAAGCUGGCUUGGCCUACAACUUUGGGGCCCUGUCCGUUACAUUCCUGCUGAUGUCAGUAAAGCAGUACAUGCCUGUCAGCUCUACCUUUCCAGACUCCUGUUUUAACUAAGCUGUCUGCCUCCCAGGGACAUUUCCUUCCAAACUCGAAUGACCAGCUCCAGCUGUGUUUUACUCAACUUUGUGUUUAAGCUGUGUGUGUAUCCCUAGUUAAGCCUAAGCAUGUACAGAACAUAUCUAUUCCUGAAACUACUAUUGCCACAGAAUGUGUAUUACUAUAUGAAUUUUGUUAGUAAGUAUUCACUGCAGUAGAUUUAGCCACAAUGACCUUUUAAAAUCCAACAGUGGCUCCAUCAUGGUAAUUAUAAUUUUAUUUUUCUAGCUAA